CUUUUAUUUGCUUUGCUUUUGAGUCUGGAUGUCAUUCUGUGGCUCAGACAGGCUUCAAACUCGUAGCAGUCCUUCUCUCGGUCUCUGAGUUACAGUCGUCAUCCACCACGCCAGCUUGUGACCUGUCUCUUCACUCUGGAUAAGAAGCUGACAAAGAGAAACAUCAUAUCAUGCUGAAACGGAAAAUUAGCCCUGUUGGAGAAGGAGAAGCCAUGAGUCCACCUAAGAAAAGUUACACUCUGGACAUGGUAUCAAAUAAAUCUCCUGAAGCUUCUGCUGAGGCAAAGGGAGAAGGUGCUAUUGUCAGCCAGAAGACCCAGGCGGAGAUGAUGGAGGGUGAUCCUAAAGUCUGUGCCCAAAAUUGUGCUCCAAAACAGUGUAAGCCUAUGGCAGGAGAUGCCAUUCUCCCCAGUCCACGAGAUUCUUUGCCUGAAGACUCUCUUCAUUGCAAGGAUGGUGACAGCACUGUUACAGGGGCAAGAGUUAGCAAUGACUGCUCCGCAGGCACUGCCGGUGUUCCAGCACUGUCUUCAUCAGAAGCUCGGCGCUAUGUGUCCUCACUGAAACCAACUGUAACCAAUUACGAAAUAAAGUGUGCCCUGAUGACAGAAAUCCGACGCUUUGGACGACAAUACGGAAGGCUUUUCGAGAUCCUGGAAGAAGUGCAAGGACCUCUGGAAGUCAGGAUACAGUUUGUUGAGUUCUCCAUCAAGGAGGCGGCAAGGUUUAAAAGACGUCAUUUAAUACAGUAUCUCGAGAAGAUGCUAGAAAAAUUAAAGUCAGAAAGGUCUCUCAACAGCGCUGAGUGAUGUACACCUGAGAGUGUGAUCCUGCCAUUACAGUGGUCAGCAAGAUUCAGCAAAGAGCUCAGAGUGAUUACAAUGUAGAAGAAGGAUGCUGAGACCUCCUACCAUGUGUUAGCUAAGAUAAUUACCCCUGAGACAAGUGUCUUAAACUACUCAAUAAAUGUCAGGGUUACACCCAACUUCUUACUUGCUUUUUUGAUUUUCCCACCCUGUGCUGGCUGCUGUUAUUGUCUCCUUGGGUAAAAAUCAUGACUGAAGAGAGCAACGGUCUGCUCACAUAAAAUAAAUAAAUAAAUCUUAAAAAAACAUG
Molecule: messenger RNA, 1116 nt
Organism: Rattus norvegicus (Norway rat)
Lineage: Eukaryota; Metazoa; Chordata; Mammalia; Rodentia; Muridae
Source: RefSeq, a predicted model, not a curated record